This is a messenger RNA of Lepus europaeus (European hare), 3160 nucleotides long. RefSeq names its product nuclear factor I C (gene NFIC). Gene Ontology annotation, biological process: regulation of transcription by RNA polymerase II. The transcript has 9 exons. The coding region runs from base 32 to 1207 and encodes 391 amino acids. The record is from RefSeq and is a predicted model, not a curated record. Lineage: Eukaryota; Metazoa; Chordata; Mammalia; Lagomorpha; Leporidae. Gene Ontology annotation, molecular function: DNA-binding transcription factor activity, RNA polymerase II-specific; RNA polymerase II cis-regulatory region sequence-specific DNA binding. Gene Ontology annotation, cellular component: nucleus.
GCGCAAGUACUUCAAGAAGCACGAGAAGCGGAUGUCGCGGGACGAGGAGCGCGCCGUGAAGGACGAGCUGCUGGGCGAGAAGCCCGAGGUCAAGCAGAAGUGGGCGUCGCGCCUGCUGGCCAAGCUGCGCAAGGACAUCCGGCCCGAGUGCCGCGAGGACUUCGUGCUGGCCGUCACGGGCAAGAAGCCGCCGGGCUGCGUGCUGUCCAACCCGGACCAGAAGGGCAAGAUGCGCCGCAUCGACUGCCUGCGCCAGGCCGACAAGGUGUGGCGGCUGGACCUGGUCAUGGUCAUCCUGUUCAAGGGCAUCCCGCUCGAGAGCACGGACGGCGAGCGGCUGGUCAAGGCGGCGCAGUGCGGCCACCCCGUGCUGUGCGUGCAGCCGCACCACAUCGGCGUGGCGGUCAAGGAGCUGGACCUCUACCUGGCCUACUUCGUGCGGGAGCCUGACACGGAGCAGAGCGGCAGCCCCCGGGCGGGCAUGGGCUCCGAGCAGGAGGACAGCAAACCCAUCACGCUGGACACGACCGACUUCCAGGAGAGCUUCGUCACCUCGGGCGUGUUCAGUGUCACCGAGCUCAUCCAAGUGUCACGGACGCCCGUGGUGACCGGAACCGGACCCAGCUUCUCCCUGGGGGAGCUGCAGGGGCACCUGGCCUACGACCUGAACCCGGCCGGCACCGGCGUGAGACGGACGCUGCCCAGCACCUCGUCCAGCGGGAGCAAGCGGCACAAAUCCGGUUCGAUGGAGGAGGAUGUGGACACGAGCCCUGGCGGCGACUACUACACCUCGCCCAGCUCCCCCACGAGUAGCAGCCGCAACUGGACGGAGGACAUGGAGGGAGGCAUCUCGUCGCCCGUGAAGAAGACGGAGAUGGAUAAGUCGCCAUUCAACAGCCCCUCGCCCCAGGACUCGCCGCGCCUGUCCAGCUUCACGCAGCACCACCGGCCGGUGAUCGCGGUGCACAGCGGCAUCGCCCGGAGCCCGCACCCGUCCUCCGCCCUGCACUUCCCCACCACAUCCAUCCUGCCACAAACGGCGUCCACCUACUUCCCGCACACGGCCAUCCGCUACCCGCCGCAUCUCAACCCUCAGGACCCGCUCAAAGAUCUCGUGUCGCUGGCCUGCGACCCGGCCAGCCAGCAGCCCGGACCGCCUACUCUGCGCCCGACACGUCCCCUGCAAACCGUCCCUUUGUGGGAUUAGGACCAAGGGAGCCUGUGGGCAGCUUUCAGGCACAGUCCUGGUACCUGGGAUAACCACGGUCCUCGCCCCGCGCCCCUCCUCCAUCACCCCAAGAAUCCCAGGGGGCAGCACAGCCGGCCCCCUCCGAGCAAGCCCAGCCCGGCGGAGAAGAUAAAACACAACCCACGCAGGCGGAAGAGAAAAACCGAACCGAGACACGCGUGGGGGAGGGGCCAGGAAGACCCCCACCCGCCCACGCCGCCCAGCCGAGGCGCCGGACUGCAGCGCUGCCCCGCGGGAGCCGGCGCCCGCCUCAUCUCUGCACCUGCUGCUCCCACGGGCCGGACGGAAGCACGCGCGCCCGCCCCUCCCCCGGCCCCGGCCGCCCAGGUCCAGGUGAGCACCGCCCGGCGCCCGAGAACGGGGCCAUCCAUCGGGACACCCAGCGACGCCGCCUCUCCUGGGCCAUGGGGACAUCGGCCGCCCCCACCCACACCCCGUCUCCCCGUGGAUGGCCUCCGCGAGAGGGGAGGCGGGCACUUGGGGCGGGGCGCGGCAAGGACCCCAGCCGCGGGCAGCCGAGACCUUGGUGGAGGGCAGGGGUCGGGCAGAGGGGGUGCGCGGGGAGACGGCGGGCGGCGCACAGGCACUGUCGCCCCUGCCCCGCCGGAGACUCGCUCCUGCUCGCUCGCUCGCUCUCUGGGGACGGGGUCUUCCCGCCCUGCCCGCCCUGCCCGCCCUGCCCGGAGGAGAAGUCUAUGCAAUUGACACCCCAGCCCGGCUCGGCGCCCCGGGGAGGGACCCACGUUGCACACACUGUAAGAAAUGCACUUUCCCGGGCGGGGCAGGGUGGGCCUCGGGGAGGGGGAGGUGCCCCCUCCAGGUAGCCCCUGGGGAGGGGGCGCCAGAGCGAGCGGUUUAAGUGCCUGACCCCACCCUUUGUCCCCCGGGACACCGAGUGGCCACGGCGCAGCCCCUCCUAUCUCGCUCCCCCACCUCCAGUCAUCGCUGUGCCCCCUCAAAGCUAGAGAUGGGACCCCAGGGGUGGCGAUGGGCGCCCGGCCCGCCCUGCUGGGGCGCCGGGGUGGGUUCCGGGGCAGCCGGCGUGCGCCCCCAGCCUCCUCGGCCAGUGCCUUACAUCCUGGAGCGACGGCCCCCCGGAGCCCCCCCAGCCCGAUGGGGGCCACCGUUUGCACUUUCACCCCUCCACCCAGCGGGGCGUGGCCGGGGUCCCCGGGAACUGAGAGGGGGCGGGCGGGGCAGAGCGAACCGGCUAGGAGGGCGAUGCCAGGGCUCUGGCGGGAGGGGGUGAGGCGGCGCCGGCGGGGGGAGGGGGUCGUGCACGUUUUUUCCGUUGAGCAGCGCCUAAAACACUAAGCGAGGGACCCUGGCCCCACCCGCACCCCCACCCCUCCUGGCGGGGGAGGGGAGGCCGGCGAGGGGCAUGAGGUGUCCUAGGGCCUGGGAGCCCUGACGCGGGGACCCCUCCCGGCCUCUCCCGACUUUUUCCCGCAGUGCGGCGCUGGGGGGGCCUGUCCCCGCCCCCGCCCCUCCUGCCCCAGCGGCCCCCAGUCGGGCCUGGGCGAAGACCCCGGCCCGCGCGGCCCCUCCCCCAGCGGUGCAUGGUGCUUGGCGCGGGAGAGCGCAGCCUGGCUCCCGGCGUCCGCGUGACGCGUGCAUGGCAAACCCGGCUCGCCCUCCCCGCCCGGCUCCUCUUACAAAACAAAACAAACAAAAAAAAAAAAACAAACAAAAAAAGAUACAAAAAAAAAAAACUAAAAAAAAGCCCCAAUCCUCCCUGAUUCCUGAUUUGCACGGAUUUCUACCACUUGAGGUGCCUUGCCUUGGAGACGGCGCCCGCGCCUGGGCGCGCAGAGCUGCAUGCCCGCUCUGGUCCCGGCGCCGACGCGAGAGACGCCGGCCGCGCGAACGGAUGUAUUUCUAUCCAUAAACAGAAAAUAAGAUUUUUUUUUU